AUGUAUGCGAUGCAGCCGAGCAGAAAAACAUGUGCUGAUUCGCAGGUCCUUUCGCUGGUGAUUGGACUGGACGUGGUCCAAGGGACCUUCGGCCCUUCCGGUAUCGGCGACCUCGUUACUGGACAACAGUGGUUCCGGUGGAUCCAGGACUCGAACUUGUCAAAAGGUGUAGCGACGAUAAGGCAGCUGGCCUUUGGGCCGAAUAGUCCGAUCCUCAUGUUCAACUUCAGGCCCGAUGACGGGCCUCGAGCUGCCGUUCGCUAUCAACAGGUGUACGGACCGCGAGGUCAACACCUCAUCGAGGUCCUUGGGUCAGGAAUCCUUCGCUCUGCGACGCCGAGACCUUUUAUCGGAGAAUCCGACUGGCAGCCGGUGACUGACAACAGCUACAGGUGGCCGCAGUCAUUAUUUAAAAUAUUUUUAGUUAUUUUGACUUUACAGUCAAUCGACACGAGCGUGUCAGCGCACUUAAUGUACAAAUGUUAA
Messenger RNA from Orussus abietinus, 486 nucleotides. RefSeq lists its product as uncharacterized. NCBI's taxonomy places the organism in Eukaryota, Metazoa, Arthropoda, Insecta, Hymenoptera, Orussidae. The transcript has 3 exons. The coding region runs from base 1 to 486 and encodes 161 amino acids. The record is from RefSeq and is a predicted model, not a curated record.